Messenger RNA from Aricia agestis (brown argus), 1689 nucleotides. Its product is annotated as apyrase-like. The transcript has 11 exons. The coding region runs from base 52 to 1674 and encodes 540 amino acids. Gene Ontology annotation, molecular function: 5'-nucleotidase activity; nucleotide binding; metal ion binding. The record is from RefSeq and is a predicted model, not a curated record. Gene Ontology annotation, biological process: AMP catabolic process. Gene Ontology annotation, cellular component: plasma membrane. Lineage: Eukaryota; Metazoa; Arthropoda; Insecta; Lepidoptera; Lycaenidae.
UACCGCUGACAGUCAGUGUGUCUUUAGUCGCGGAUCGCGUAGCAUGUGAAAAUGUUAACUUUUCUUCGACAUAUACUGCACAGUGCAUUCGUCGGUUGUGCGUUUUCCUUAGCUCUACCCUUCGAGGGACUGUACCGAUUGGACAUAAUACAUUAUAACGAUUUCCAUGCGAGAUUCGAGGAGACGUCCGUAGAGACGCCGACAUGUAGGUUCAACAACAACUCCUGCUUAGGCGGGUUUCCGCGCCUGUACGCGGAGAUCAUGAGCCUCACGCGGCAGAAGCCCAACUUCAUCCUGCUCAACGCCGGCGACAGUUUUCAGGGGACGUACUGGUACUCCCUGCUCAAGUGGAACGUCACCCAGGAGUUUAUGAACCUACUGCCGCAUGAUGCUCAUGCAAUAGGCAACCACGAGUUCGACGAUGGUCCGGAGGGUCUGGCGCCGUACUUGUCCGCGCUGACGGCUCCCGUCAUCGCGGCUAACAUGGACUCUUCGAAGGAACCCGUCCUACAGGGCCUGUACAAGAACCACGUGAUCAUCGAGAGAAUGGGACGGAAGAUUGGGUUAAUAGGUCUCAUCACUCCGGACACAAAGAUACUGUCGUCUGCGGGCAAGGUGGAGUUCACGGACCCGCGCGCGGCGAUGCGGCGCGAGGCCAAGAUACUGCACGAGAAGGGAGUCGACAUCAUCGUCGUGCUGUCGCAUUGUGGACUCGAAGUUGAUAAAGAGCUGGCGCGGGAGUACGGUGAGCAUGUUGACAUCAUCGUGGGCGGACAUUCCCAUUCUUUAUUAUGGGACGGUCCCGCCCCCAGCGGCGAGGAAGUGGCGGGGCCUUACCCGGUGUUUAUCGAACCGAACAAAAAUAGGAAACACGAGGUUCUAAUAGUACAAGCUUCAGCCUUCACUAAAUACAUGGGCAACCUGUCAGUUUACUUCGACAUUCGGGGGGAGUACAUCAAGUGGAAUGGCGGACCGAUAUUCCUGAACAGGUCUAUCCCUGAAGAUCCAGAAAUAAAGGAAAGGCUAGCUCCAUACGCGAAGCUGGUGCAUGAUGCUGAGUCUGAGGUGAUAGGGGAGACCAAAGUGUUGAUGCAGCUAGACGACUGCGUGAGCGGCGAGUGUAUUCUGGGUGAUCUACUGGUUGAUAACUUGGCUAAUAAUGCAAACCGUCUGAAAUCUGUCGACAAUUACAUAGCGUUCACACAGAGAGGAAGUAUCAAAUCAUCAGUGCCUGUUGGAGACAUCACCAUGGGAACGAUAUUCGAACUGAUUCCAUACAACGACCGGAUCGAAGCUUUCGAGCUAAAGGGUGCUGACAUCGUAAAGGCGCUGGAGAGAGGAUUCUCAGACGCCUGGAGCCUCAACCCUUUCAAAGGACCAUACGUUUUACAAGUUUCAGGUAUAAAGGUGUCAUAUGACCUCGCCAAGGCGGAGGGCAGUCGUGUGACGUCGGUGACAGUGGGCAGCAACAACGCGCCGCUAGAGACCGACAAGUACUACCCCGUUACUGCCCCAGCGUAUUUGGCUGAUGGAGGAGAUGGUUUCACGAUGUUUAAAGACGGCAAACGAAAUGUCGAAUUUAUAGGCCGGGAGCAGAAAAUUCUAGAAGCCUUCAUAAGAAAAAAUUCGCCAUUAGACAUUCAUACCGACGGAAGAAUUACUAUUAAACAAUAAAUGUGAUUAAGGAUU